Molecule: messenger RNA, 3370 nt
Organism: Pleuronectes platessa (European plaice)
Lineage: Eukaryota; Metazoa; Chordata; Actinopteri; Pleuronectiformes; Pleuronectidae
Gene: nf2a
Product: NF2, moesin-ezrin-radixin like (MERLIN) tumor suppressor a
Exons: 17
Coding region: 357-2132 (591 amino acids)
Biological process (GO): positive regulation of protein localization to early endosome; regulation of cell shape; regulation of gliogenesis
Cellular component (GO): adherens junction; cytoskeleton; apical part of cell
Molecular function (GO): cell adhesion molecule binding; actin binding
Source: RefSeq, a predicted model, not a curated record
ACGCAGCAGUGCCUGUGGGCUAACCUAGCUAGCAGAUGAGUGUUAGCAGUUAGCUUCACUCCAGACCUGUGGCGAUGCGAUGCUACAGCCAAAGUGUCUUCACCCCCCCACACAGGGAACCUGUUGGAUUUAUAACCUCAUGGAAAAGCUGAAGAUCUUCACAGUGUAGAAGAGAACGACUGCAGCGAAAGACAAACGCCAACAGUGGACAGGAGAGAAAGUAAACUUGUGAUAGAAGUUCACCAGCAUCAGGAUAUGAGGUGUUCAUCUGCUGUGACCUCCAUCAGAUGACUUCCCUGUAAAGUGCAGCCUGCAGGAGUUUGGAUCCCUGGGAGAUACCUGCACGGGCCGACGUCAUGGCGAGUGCCUUGGCUUCCAAGCUGGGAUUCAACUCGCUGGUGAGGAAACAAAGCAAGAACUUCAACGUGAGGAUCUGCACGAUGGAGUCAGACAUGGAGUUCAGCUGCGAGUCCAAGUGGAAAGGAAAAGACCUGUUUGACAUGGUAUGCCGAGCUCUGGGACUGAGGGAGACAUGGUUCUUUGGGCUCCAGUACAACAUCAAGGACACCGUUGCUUGGCUGAAGAUGGAAAAGAGGGUUCUGGAUCAGGAGGUGCCAAAGGAGGAACCAAUUACCCUCCACUUCCUGGCAAAGUUUUACCCUGAAAACGCAGAGGAGGAGCUGGUGCAAGAUAUUACACAGCAUCUCUUCUUCUUACAAGUAAAGAGGAGGAUCCUGGAGGAGGAGAUCCACUGUCCGCCCGAGGCCUCCGUCCUCCUGGCGUCCUACGCUGUCCACGCCAAGUACGGAGACUACGAGCCCAAUGUUCACAAACCUGGCUUCCUGGCUGAGGAGGAACUUCUGCCGAAGAGAGUGAUUAACUUGUACCAGAUGACUGCAGAGAUGUGGGAGGAGAGGAUCACAGCGUGCUAUGCGGAGCACAGGGGCCGGACAAGGGAUGAAGCCGAGAUGGAGUAUUUAAAAAUAGCUCAGGACCUGGACAUGUAUGGCGUCAAUUACUUUUUAAUCAGGAAUAAGAAGGGAACAGAUCUCCUCCUGGGAGUGGACGCCCUGGGCCUGCACAUCUACGAGCCGGACAACAGACUGACGCCCAAGUGCUCCUUCCCCUGGAAUGAGAUCCGCAACAUCUCCUACAGCGACAAGGAGUUUACCAUCAAACCUCUGGACAAAAAGACCAAUGUUUUCAAGUUCAACUCUUCUCGGCUGAGAGUCAACAAAUUGAUCCUUCAGCUGUGUAUCGGGAACCAUGACCUGUUUAUCCGCCGGCGACGGGUCGACUCGCUUGAAGUGCAGCAGAUGAGGGCCCAGGCCAGAGAGGAGAGGGCCAGGAAACAGGUGGAGAGGCAGCGUCUGCAAAGGGAGAAGCAGCUGCGGGAGGAGGCAGAGAGAGCCAGGGACGAGCUGGAGAGGAGACUGAUGCAGCUGCAGGAUGAGGCUCACAUGGCCAACGAUGCCCUGCUGCGCUCGGAGCAGACGGCCGACCUGCUGGCGGAGAAGGCCCAGAUCGCGGAGGAGGAGGCCAAGCUGCUGUCCCAGAAAGCUGCCGAGGCUGUGACAGAGAUGCAGCGCAUCAAAGUCAGUGCCAUCCGCGGUCAGGAGGAGCGGCGGCUCAUGGAGCAGAAGAUGCUGGAGGCGGAGAUGCUGGCUCUCAAGAUGGCUGAGGAGUCGGAGAGGAGGGCCAAGGAGGCAGAGCAGCUGAAACAGGACCUGCAGGAAGCCCGGGAGUCGGAGCGCAGGGCAAAGCACAAGCUGCUGGAGAUCACCACCAAGGCUGUGUACACGUCCCCGGGACUCCCGGCCGACAGCUUGCCUCGCGAUCUGAGCUUCAGCAGAGAGAACCUCAGCUUCGACUUUAAAGACACGGACAUGAAACGCCUCUCCAUGGAGAUCGAGAAAGAGAAGGUGGAGUACAUGGAGAAGAGCAAGCACCUGCAGGAGCAGCUGAACGAGCUGAAGACGGAGAUUGAAAGCCUGAAGCUGAAAGAGAGAGAGACUCCUCUGGACAUCAUUCACAACCAGAACGCAGAGCAGGGGACGAGCAAGCAGAGCAACUUAAAAAAGCUCACACUGCAGAGCACCAAGACCAGAGUGGCUUUCUUCGAGGAGCUUUAAACCACGUGAAGGUAAAGGACGCACAAACAGCCGUGAACCUCUCGUUUCUACAUUCCUGCUCAGUGACGACACCACGAGGCCUCAUGUCUCAUCACUUACUGGGAACCACUUUGAACCACUAUGAACAAAAACCUGACCACUGCCUUGAUAUGCUCAUGCAUAUUAUGUCUUGUACUAAAUCUGGGAUUUCUAUUUUUUUGUGUGUGAAAUACAGAACAUUCCCUCUUUUUUAAAUUUUGAAGUGAACUCCACUGUGGGUUUUAUCAGCGUUGGAGAAUAACAAAGGUAGACAAUGAAAAGAAGGAAACGAACAAAAAAGAAGAAGUGGUGUGAUAUGAUCUUUGGCGGCUCUUGUUGCACUCCAGGGCCGAACCAGACAGUAUUUGUGGAGCAGUUAUUGUAUCGUGUUCAAACAGGCUGACCUACAUUCACUGAUCCGCUGGUUUUUAAAAUUCAAACAGAAAACGAGCCACGGAGGGAUGAAGUCGAGCAGGAGAGAGAAUCCUAUCGCUGGAAACUCUGACCCAUUUGCAGUAUGUACAGAUAAAUACCCCUCGACUUCCUUCUUCCUUAAAAAACUGAUCAUUUAUCGUAUUCUGAGUUAUUCAAGAUGCCAACGAUUUCUGUCUUUGCUUAACAACCUCACUCUGACUUGGUUAUUCUUGUGUCAGUGGAAUUCAGUGCAUUUCUUUUGCCCUCGUACAUUUUAAGAGCCAUUUUUUUAUUUGCUGGAUGUGGUGAGAUGUAAGCACAGUGUUAUACAGGAGGCCCGAGGACGUUAUGUGUACAUCUGGAUUACACAGAGAAGUCAUGUUACACGUCUGUCGCUGCCUCCGGCUCGAAAAGUGAAGAGACGACCAUUUGUUGUUAUUCGUUGUUUCGUAGAAUCUGAACUGGAUGAAGGAACUGGGAUCUUUUAGUUUUGGUAGAUGUGAGCUUAUGUCACAUCGAUCUCAUUUUAUUACGUGAAACAAACCACUAUUUAGCGAAUCAUGAAUUUGCAUCUAUUUUGAUUUAAUGUGUCUUUCUUGACUUGAUGUGCUCUCUCCGUUUUUAAAGCAAUUUCUUUUUGGGGAAUUGUAAUGUGAAGACAUUUUAUAUUUUUCUCUUUGUCUACAUUUAACCCGAAUAGGAAGCAGUAUUUAAAAUACAACCUGUGGUGAAGUUACAUUUUUCUACGUGAACAUUGUGACAGAUGUGUUUGUUCCUCCUGUAAAAUAAAUGAAUAUCAGGUCUGA